CAAAGCGCGCUCCAAAAUGCAAUUUUCAUCUCUUUUUUGAACUUUGGGGAUUUCCAUUCCGCUCCUGUUUCCCUAUUUGAUUUCUAGGGUUUCCACUGCAACUUUGCCAAAUUUUAUUUUUGCUUUCUUAAUCCUCAACGUUCAAUGUCUAGAUUCAGGUUCUAGGGUUUUCACGCUUCGGUUCGUCACUUCCUCUGUAAUAGGUGAGAUUUUCGAAAGUCAAGCAUGGCCAGAACCAGAGGAGAAGGCGAACCAAGAGGCAGUAGUAGAAUCAGAAGCGGAGCAGCUAUGCCGGAGAAUGCUGUUGAAGACUCUCCGGGGCCCGAUGCUGCUGUUGAACGUAGAGUUCUUCGAUCUCGCUACCUCGCUGUGAAGAACCUAAUUAGUGAUGACAGAGAUGACAUAUCGAAGGUUGAUUCUGAUAAGUUCAAUUCAAUCAUCAAUGAAGUGGAGAACUUGCACCAACUGGUACAGAAACCUAGGGAACAAGUUGCUGAUGCUGAAGCGCUUUGGGAUAUUACAAACACAUUGGUGAGCUUUGUUAAAACACAUAACAAGGAAGGAACGACCCCAUCAGAUUUUGUAAGCUCUCUGCUUAAACAUUUUGGACGACAAGAUGGGGCAAGUAGCAGUACUGGUGAUGCAAGGAACACUGUGUGUUGGAAGGAUAUUGGUAUUGCAGUUUCUCAUGUUUUCCGAAGAGCUCCUGGAUGCUGCACGAUGCUUGGACCCAUGAAUACUGAACUAAAGCAAAGGAAGGCUGCUGUUCAUAGAAAACGUGUGAGACCAACAGAAAGUGCUCAGCCUGAAGAGCUUGAUGAUACACUCACAGAAGAGAGAUCAGACACAGACAAGAAUAUGGCAACUAUGUUUGAUAUUUUGAGGAAGAAAAGAAGGGUGAGGCUUGAAAGUUUAGUCUUGAACAGAAACUCCUUUGCUCAGACAGUUGAAAAUAUAUUUGCUCUAUCUUUUCUGGUCAAAGAUGGACGGGCUGAAAUAUCUGUAGAUGAGAAAGGAUUGCAUAUAGUUUCUCCAAGGAAUUCUCCUGCUGCUAAUGCUGUUGCCUCAGGGGAGGUUUCUUACUGCCAUUUUGUUUUCAGAUUUGAUUUCAGGGAUUGGAAGUUGAUGAUAAACUCUGUUGAGGCUGGAGAAGAGUUGAUGCCGCAUAGGAAUCAAGACAACAUAGAGAACGGUUCCCAGGCUGACCAGAGAGAGGUAGCAACUCAACAAACUGGACCCACAACCCCAAUCAGAAAAUUGUCUCGAAACCGUGGCCUGGUUUUGCAGGAACAGUCGGUUGUGGAAGACUCCCCAGGGGGUGAUGAGUCUGCAGGGAGGGCUGCAGCCAUUCGUAAGGGGAAGCGUAAGCUUGGGUAACGUGAACGCAGACGUAAUUUUCAUAGGCAAUCCAGAACUGGAGUUUAGGUUGGCAUCAAGAAUGUAUAUAGUAACAUGUACAUUAUUGUCUUCAGAAUCUUUUCUUCUCUUGGUAUCUACUUUUUUUUUUUUUUUUUUUGG
Molecule: messenger RNA, 1518 nt
Organism: Diospyros lotus (date-plum)
Lineage: Eukaryota; Viridiplantae; Streptophyta; Magnoliopsida; Ericales; Ebenaceae
Product: non-structural maintenance of chromosomes element 4 homolog A-like
Exons: 7
Coding region: 226-1377 (383 amino acids)
Biological process (GO): DNA repair
Cellular component (GO): Smc5-Smc6 complex; nucleus
Source: RefSeq, a predicted model, not a curated record